AUGUCAGAUACACUUGCUGAGAUAGGCCAAAGACUUGAACGGUUGAAGAGCAACACUUUUGAGAAGUCUGUAUCAGCUAGGGCCCAGACUAGCCGUGUAGAAGAGGACAAUAGUUCUUCUAGCCCAACGAGUGUAGAUUCUUUCGAUAACUCUAAUUCUGACAGAGAAGAAGAGAUGGCUGGCAAUAACGAUGACAACCGAGCUUUGGAAGAUUAUGCUCAACCGGUUAUACCAAAUUCCCCUUCGUGCAUCUUGCUGCCUACUGAAGCUAGAAAUUAUGAUCUCAAAUCUUCACAUUUUCACAUGCUUCCUUCUUUUUAUGGUUUACCUAACGAAGAUCCAUUAGCCCAUAUUAAGGAAUUCUGCAAUGUUGUGAGUGGUAUACCUUUGCAGGGAGUGAGUGAAGCAAAUCUGAGGUUGAGGGUUUUUCCUUAUAGAUUGAAAGAUAGAGCAAAGGGUUGGCUAAUGACUUUAGCACCUGGUUCGCUCACCACUUGGGAUGCCGUAGCUAAGAAAUUUUUGGAGAAGUUUUUCUCCACUCAAAAGACAGCUACUUUAAGAGGGCAAAUCUUUAACUUUAAACAAGAUGAUGGAGAACCUUUCAAUGAAUGUUGGGAGCGUUUCAAAGGGCUGUUGCUGCAAUGUACACAUCAUGGGUUACCUCUUUACUUACAAAUGCAAAUUUUUUAUGAUGGACUAACCCAAACAUGUCAAUCGACUGUUGAUAAUGCAGCAGGUGGAGCUUUGAAGAAAAAAAAUGCUCAAGAGUCAUAUAACAUUUAUGAGAUGUUGGGAUCUAAUGCUCAACACAAAGAUACAAGAGAUAAACGAGUUGGAGUGUAUGAAAUGAGUUCUAAUAAUGAUCUUGCCUUGCAGGUGGCUAGUUUGGAAAAGAAGCUCAAUUCUAUGCUCAAUAUGGUGCCUAAGAUAGCUGAGGUGUGUGCCAUUUGCAACAUACCAGGUCAUCCUACUUAUCAAUGCACGGCUAGUGAGGCUUAUCCCGAAUUCGUUCAAGAGCAAGUGAAUCUCAUGAAUUCUUACAAUCAGAGGCCGAGGAAUGACCCGUUCUCUAAUACAGAUAACCCUGGUUGGAGAGAUCAUCCCAAUCUCUCAUGGAAGAAUAACAAUCAAUUUCAAAAUUUCCAACCAAAGCCUACCACUACGCUUGAAGAUACGGUCAAAAUGCUAGGCUCAAAACACCGUUCAGUUCCAGCAAACUACCAAUAG
This is a messenger RNA of Prunus persica (peach), 1227 nucleotides long. RefSeq lists its product as uncharacterized. NCBI's taxonomy places the organism in Eukaryota, Viridiplantae, Streptophyta, Magnoliopsida, Rosales, Rosaceae. The transcript has a single exon. Bases 1 to 1227 code for a protein of 408 amino acids. The record is from RefSeq and is a predicted model, not a curated record.